Molecule: messenger RNA, 989 nt
Organism: Daphnia pulicaria
Lineage: Eukaryota; Metazoa; Arthropoda; Branchiopoda; Diplostraca; Daphniidae
Product: rab-like protein 2A
Exons: 6
Coding region: 357-965 (202 amino acids)
Cellular component (GO): endosome; Golgi apparatus
Molecular function (GO): GTPase activity; GTP binding
Source: RefSeq, a predicted model, not a curated record
AUAAAAAAAACUCCCUCAAUCUAGUGGGAUUAAAUGUAUGGAAAUCGCAGUUGAAUUAUUUUGCCACUCGACAAGGCCUACUACUACAGUAACGACCCCAAUUGCUCGUCUUUUCAUUUAAUCAAUUUAUAUUUAAAAAAACGUCUGCAAUGUAGCAAAUGCUAGCUCCAGGAAAAAAAUAAUUAUUGUUAAUGAAUGAUCGGAAUGACGCGCACAGCCGCAAGACAUUUCCUUCUUUUACACGGAAAACGGUUUGGCGCUAUUGUUAAAGGACAUGUUGCUAUGGCAAUGUGGAAAGUAAACACAGGAAAAGUUUUUUCAAAAUCGUUGGUUUGGAUUAACAAUUUGUAUUCGCGAUGGAAGUCAUGUGUGAUAGCAACAUUGGUAUAGAUUAUGAAGCCACUGGUAAAUCAAAUGAUUUGGCGGUAAAAAUAAUUCUUCUUGGAGAUAGCGCCGUAGGAAAAUCAAAAUUGAUUGAGCGGUUUUUAUUAGAUGAUUAUAAACCGCAUCAGUUGUCAACGUAUGCUUUAACCCUGUUCCGGUAUAAAACUCAAAUUCAGGAAAAAUCUGUAUCAGUCGAUUUUUGGGACACUGCUGGCCAAGAACGUUUCGAAUCUUUGCAUCCUUCCUACUAUCACCAAGCUAAUUGUGCAAUUCUAAUUUUUGAUACGGUUAGGAAGAUCACAUAUAAAAAUUUAAAGAAGUGGUACGAUGAACUGCGUCAAUAUAGACCUGAAAUUCCCUGUUUCUGUGCGGCCAACAAGAUUGAUGAAAAUUUUGAAGCCACACACAAGAGUUUCGCAUUCCCGACAAAACACCGAUUGCCAUUCUAUUACGUUUCUGCGUCUGAUGGCACAAAUGUUGUAAAGCUUUUCAAUGAUGCAAUUAAUGCAGCAGUCACAUAUCGUAUCAAUCCAACGGACUUAAGUGAUCAAAUUAUGGACGAGCUUGAAGCGUUAAAGUAAAGGUGAAAUCAGUUGAUAUGCCCA